Molecule: messenger RNA, 1233 nt
Organism: Wallemia mellicola CBS 633.66
Lineage: Eukaryota; Fungi; Basidiomycota; Wallemiomycetes; Wallemiales; Wallemiaceae
Exons: 9
Coding region: 11-691 (226 amino acids)
Cellular component (GO): mitochondrion
Molecular function (GO): acetylpyruvate hydrolase activity
Source: RefSeq, a predicted model, not a curated record
CAAUCAAAAUAUGGCAUCUAGAUUCCAUUCAACCGCACGCAAGAUUGUAGCUAUAGGGCGCAACUACUCUGAGCAUGCUAAAGAGCUUCAAAAUGCUAUACCAAAAGAGCCAUUCUUCUUCUUAAAGCCUACAAGCUCAUUUGUACGCACCGGGGGUAAUAUUGAGAUACCAAACGGUGUAAUAGCUCAUCAUGAAGUCGAACUUGGUGUUGUUAUCGGACAAACUGGAAGAGACAUUAGCCAAAAUGACGCGCUCUCACAUAUCGCUGGUUACUCACUCGGUAUCGAUAUGACAGCUAGAAACAUCCAAGACGUUAUCAAGAAGAAAGGUUUACCUUGGUCAACUUUGAAGGGUUUCGACACUUUCACCCCAAUUGGAGACUUCAUUCCAAAGGAUAAGGUCGUAGACCCACAUCAACUUGGAUUAUGGUUAAAAGCCGACGAGACUAUCAGACAGAUGGGAACAACAUCAGACAUGAUCUUCCGUAUUCCAAGACUCAUUCAACACGUAUCAUCUAUCAUGCGUCUUGAGGAAGGUGAUGUUUUGCUCACGGGUACACCAUCAGGCGUUGGUCCACUCUCUCCAGGACAAACAGUCACUGCAGGAUUAACUCAAGGAAAAGAAGAACUCGAUAGACUGGAGUUGAAGGUAGUCCAACGCCAAGGUGGAUAUGUUUACCAAGAAGAAUAAUUGUAGUAGAAUAAAUGCACAGUUUUAAUAGAUAAGUGACCCAUAUAUCAAUACGUUGAGAAAAUGCAUACAUCGACGAAUCAAGUACUUGGAAGAGCAGUUUACUUCUUCUUGUCUGAUGAUGCCUUGCUCUUGGCGGUACCGCGAACCUUCUUGCUCUUGUUCUUUCUCUCCUUUCUGAGCUUUCUUGAUGGCUUAGUGACCUUCUCAGCGAGACCGAAUCUGACCAAUCUGUAUUUUGGUUCGAAUUGCUUAGCGGCAUCUGCAGAGUCGUAGACUAAACCGAAACCGGUUGAUUUACCACCACCAAAGUGAGUACGGAAACCGAAGACAGCAACCUGUCGUGUGGUCAACGGCUUCAACUUGAGCCUUGUACAUUUGAGCAAGGUUCUCACGGAGCUCUUGCUUUGAGACGUUUGGACGGGUUGGGUGGAGAACGUCCAAGACGAAUUGACGUCUUUGCAGCAAUGGGUUAGCGGUGAACUUGCGAGUUCUCAAAGUAAUGGCACCGGUUGGAUCCUUUCGCUGCUAAUAGCUCGAAC